Molecule: messenger RNA, 1196 nt
Organism: Myiozetetes cayanensis
Lineage: Eukaryota; Metazoa; Chordata; Aves; Passeriformes; Tyrannidae
Gene: AFMID
Product: arylformamidase
Exons: 11
Coding region: 86-1039 (317 amino acids)
Molecular function (GO): arylformamidase activity
Source: RefSeq, a predicted model, not a curated record
CUCUGGCCCCGCCCACGGACUCUGGCCCCGGGAUCGGGACGGGACCGGGACCGGGACCGGGACCGGGACCGGGACCGGGCGCGACAUGGGCGGGUGGCGGGAUAUGUCCCCUGAGGCGCUGGAGGACCAGUACUCCCCCAGCCGCUGGUCCCCCCGCCUCGACCGGGACACCAUCAUCGACGCCCACCUCGCGGUGACCGCAGCAGGAACCGAGCGGGCCCGAGCCAGCGCCCAGACCUCGUUGCACGUCCCCUACGGCAAAGGGGACGGGGAGAAGCUGGACAUCUAUUUCCCCACGGACCAUGCUGGGACCUUCCCGGUCCUGGUCUACAUCCAUGGCGGAUACUGGCAGUGCCUGAGCAAGGACGAGUCGGGAUUCGCAGCCCCCCCGCUGGUGUCGCAGGGGGUGGCAGUGGUGGCGGUGGGGUAUGACACAGCCCCCAAAGGUCACAUGGACACCAUGGUUCUGCAGGUGCGCCGGUGCAUUGCCUUCCUGGUGGAGCAGUACCCUGGGAUCAGAGGCAUUUACCUGUGUGGGCACUCAGCAGGGGCCCACCUGGCAGCCAUGGUGCUGUUCACGGACUGGACGGAAUUCUGCGUGGUGCCAGAUAUCAAAGGAGCGGUGCUGGUGAGUGGCGUGUACGAUCUGGAGCCCAUCCUGCACACCUAUGUGAACGAUGCUCUGAACAUGAGCUGGGAGGUGGCCCAGAGGAAUAGUCCCAUGCGACACGUUGCCCCAGCGGUGCCAGCGGCCUGUGAGGUGCUUGUGGUUGUGGCCCAGCACGACUCCCCGGAGUUUCGCAGGCAGUCAAAGGAGUACAGCCAGGUCCUGCGCGCAGCCGGCUGGUCUGUCUCCCUGCUGGAUCUGGCUGGUAGGGAUCACUUUGAUGUCAUUGAGAAGCUGUCAGAGAACAGCUACAUUCUCACUCAGCACAGGGUGGCCACUGCCUCAGACCCCACCGGCCCCUUCUGCUCUGCCCAGCCUAGGCUGGUGCCCCUUCCCUGGGAUAUUCCUGCCUGCUGGAGCAUGAAGGCCUGAGGGCUGCAAGGCUCUGUCUGGACAACUGGUUGAUGAAGAUCAUUCCCUCAGUGUCCUUUAAACUGCAUGUUGUUGAUACAAAAUAAACCAGGAAUUACUGCUGCCUGGGGUAGCUGCUUCCCAGGGAGCCGGUGAGUGCACACCCACUGUGAUUACU